AUGGAAGCAACGACCGCCCCGUCCCUGGAGGGUACCGAGCCGCAUUGCAUCUUUGCUGCUGCAUGCUGCACUGCCGCAGGUCAAGUGCGUUUGCGUUGCUGUUGGCAGCACCCUCCCCCGGGUGGAGUGUGGUACCUGACAGUGUGUUCCAAGCGGUUAAAGGUACAUUCACUUUCUUCUCCUUAG
Molecule: messenger RNA, 186 nt
Organism: Colletotrichum lupini
Lineage: Eukaryota; Fungi; Ascomycota; Sordariomycetes; Glomerellales; Glomerellaceae
Exons: 2
Coding region: 1-186 (61 amino acids)
Source: RefSeq, a predicted model, not a curated record